Paramecium primaurelia is the source of this 607-nucleotide messenger RNA. NCBI's taxonomy places the organism in Eukaryota, Ciliophora, Oligohymenophorea, Peniculida, Parameciidae. The record is from the annotation of a GenBank genome assembly.
AUGCCAAAAUUAAAAUGUCUUUAUUUAUAGAGAAAUAAUUAUAUACGAUCAAUUUAAAUUUAUAGAAAAGUAUUUAUAGCUAGCUUAUUUUAGUAUUAUCUUGCCAAUUUACCAGAAUUAACAUAUUUAGAAACUUAACCUGUAUUUCCUAAUGAACUUAGAAUAGUGGAUGCAUGGGGAAAAUUGGGUAAAGAAGGAGAAUAAAUAGAAAGAUAAAGUAUAUAAUAAUAUGAAUUAUAUAGAAAUAAAAGAUGAAGAAGAUACUAAGAAGUAAGAAUACCGCGAAGAGAUAAAAAAAUAAUUACCUAUUUAUUUGUAAAGCAAAAUUAAAUUUUUCCAAAAAAAUAUCAACGCUAUAGAAACUGAAAUAUAAGAGAUGUAAGCUAGAAAAUAAAAUCAUAUUGUACAAAAUAGUCAAGAAAUUGAAAUUACUUUUUUAGAUGAUUCUACUAAUUAGAAAUAAUCUCAACUUAAUGAAAUGAAUGAAUUACUUGAUAAUAUGAAAGUAAGAUAAAUACGAUAAAAUUCUAUGACAGAAUCACAAUUAAUUGAAUAAAGAGGAGAUUAAUAGGAAAAAAUUCAAAUUAAACUAGAUGAAAUAGAUUGA